AGUUGUAGCAAAUAUGUGAUAAAUUAAAGUAUUUUUUUUUUUCAUUUUUAAAUUCAAGAGUUAAUUUAUUGUCAGUCCAAAUAUUUUAUUCUAGUUAAAAUCUUAGUUAAAUAAAGUCGAAAUUAAAACAUUUAUCAAGAUAUUUUUUCCAUUAGUCUGCUUUAAAUUCAUCAUAAUUUAUUUUAAGUUAAAGUGUUUUUUUAUAAAUCUUGUUUGUAUAAAAAAAUAAAGAAAAAAAAAAAAACAACACAAAAGAGACACAUUGGUAUUGUAUUGAAGUCAAUAAUAUUAAUUACAAAUGUUGUGAUAACAAUGGAGAUUGAAAGAACUGAUAAACAAUUUAUUCCAAAUGCAACAAGGAAUUCAGUUCUAUACGAUUUAAAUUUCCGAGGACCACUUGUCAAACGAAACUGUACAGAUGUGAUUUGUUUACUAUUCUUCUUUAUUUUUCUUAUCAUAUUUGGAUUUACUGUCUAUUUUGCGCAACGUGAAGGAAAUUUAAGUAAAUUGCUAGUAGCACGUGAUUCGGAAGGAUUUCAAUGUGGAAAAGAUAGUGAAGUUGUUAAUUCGACUUUUCUCUUUUUCUUUGACUUGUCAAAAUGUGCUGAUCCACUUGUUCCUAUUAAUGGAUGUCCAACACCCCAAAAAUGCGUUUCAGAAUGUCCACACGAAGCUUUUAUUCAUGACAAAACAAAGUGUACAAAGGAUAUUGCAGAAUACAAGAAGAAGUUGAUCUGUACUCGUCAUGUAGACAUUCAAAGUCUUAAAAAUUGUAAUGAAAUAGACAUAAAAAUACAAAAUCAAGAAUGCGCGCAAUGGUAUUUGAAGUCAGAACCACUUGGAAACCGGUGCUUACCUACUUUAGAUGACAUUGGAACUAUUAUUGACAAAUCAGAGGAAAUGCAAAAGAUAUUUGAAGCUUUGUACAACAUUGAGUUAUUUGGUUCAUUAAAUGGGAUGAGGCAAUUGAUUGUUCAGGACACAAUCAAUACAUGGCCCGUGCUUGUUGGAGGUCUGGUAAUAUCUGCCUUUUGCUCCUUGAUAAUAAUUGCUAUUAUGAGAUGGGUAGCGGGACCAAUUGUGUGGUUGUCGAUAACAGGUGUAUUAACCUUGCUAGGAACCGGAUUAUUCUUUAGCUAUAGACAAUAUGACUUCUAUAGUAAGAAGCCAGUCGACCGAUACAAUCUUCAACCAAAUCUCAAAUCAAUCAUCAAUUCUUAUUUUAUCGAAGCAAAUACUUGGCUUUAUAUUUUGAUUGGAUCAUCAAUAGUCUUUUUGGUAAUCUUGCUCUUAGUUAUUGUUUUCCGUAAACGAAUAACAAUUGCAAUCGCUCUUAUUAAGGAAGGAAGCAAAGCUGUAUCAUCAAAUUUGACAACAAUCUUAUUUCCAAUAUUUCCAUGGAUUUUACAAACAAUCGUCACAGUUGUAUCAAUUUAUUCAUUUUUACAUCUUCUAUCAAUUGGUAAACCAAUUUACAAAGUCUUGGGAAUGAAUGAAUCGUGUCUUUGUACUGGAAACUAUUCUUCUAUACAGAAUGGUGAUCUGUGUGAUCCGAUAAAAUUGCAUGAUUUUUGUGGAUCUCAGAGUGAUGGAUUAAAGUGUCAUAUGUCUUGCCAUUAUACUGGAAUUCAACCUCCUCCAAUUGCAAUCUAUUUUAAAUUCAUUAAUGUUAUUGGAUUCUUUUGGUUGUUAUUUUUUGUAUCAGCCUUUUCGGAAAUGGUGUUAGCUGGAACAUUUGCACGAUGGUAUUGGACAAUGAAGAAAAGUGAUGUGCCAUUUUUUAAUCUGACUAGAAGCAUAUAUCGAACAGUAAGAUUUCAUCUUGGCACAUUGGCUUUUGGAUCAUUAAUUCUAACAAUAUGUAGAAUCAUUCGACUUAUUCUUGAGUAUGUGAAUGAAAAACUCAAAGCAUAUAAUAACGAAUUCACCAAGGCUGUAAUGUGCUGUUGUCGAUGUUUGUGCAUGUGUUUGGAGAACUUUUUGAAAUUCUUGAACAAAAAUGCCUACAUAAUGUGUGCGAUUCAUGGAAAAGCAUUUCUACCUAGUGCCAAAGAUGCAUUCAGUCUUUUAAUGAGAAACUUUCUGCGAGUAAUUGCAUUGGACCAAACAACAGAUUUUCUUUUCUUCUUAUCGAAGCUUCUCAUAUCACUUGGGACAUCUGCAUGCUGUUAUGUUUAUUUGACAAGUGAAUGGUUUCCAAAGCACUUUCCACACAUUUUUCUCCACUACCCACUUGCUCAGAUACUUUUUAUCUUUAUUCUAUCAUAUAUCAUUGCCUCUAUCUUCUUCAACGUUUAUUCGAUGGCUGUUGAUACACUGUUCCUGUGUUUCUUGGAAGAUUGUGAAAGAAAUGAUGGAAGUCCAGAUCGGCCAUACUUUAUGAGCAAGAAGUUGUUGAACAUUCUUCGUAAAAGAAACAAAUAAAUUUACAAUUGGGUGAUUCCGAGAUUUUCAAAAAAGCUCGAAUAGUCAUCAAUUUAAAAAAAUGAUAUCUCUCCAUUUUCUUGCAUAUUUUACAAUAAUAGAGGCUUUCCAUUUAGGAAUGGGAAAUAUUUAAUAAUAUAUAUAUAUACUUUAGUGAAAUUGAUCGAUAAUGUUUUGAAUAAAUUUGUUAAAAUAUCACAACCGAAAAAGUCAU
Chironomus riparius is the source of this 2638-nucleotide messenger RNA. Lineage: Eukaryota; Metazoa; Arthropoda; Insecta; Diptera; Chironomidae. The record is from the annotation of a GenBank genome assembly.